CUUUCCCUCUCUCUGUCUCUCUCCCUCUCACUCUACUGUCUUAGAACUCUGUACAUUUACUGUCCCUUUACAAACACCAUCAUUUUCUCCUAAGCUUCUGCCUGAAUUUCAGAACUGAAAAACAGACAGUGAGCGAUUUUUUGUGGGUUUUCGAAAUUGAAGUAAUGGAGACCGAAAUGAGCGAAUCGGGUUCGGGCUCGAGAAUUCUGGGCCAAGAAAAAUGGUCGGGUUCUGGGAGUAUGAAGGCGGAGAUUGAUACAUCAGCUCCGUUUGAGUCAGUUAAAGAAGCAGUGAGUCGAUUUGGUGGAAUCGGGUACUGGAAACCCUCUCAACAAAAACCAGAGGACAUGGAAAAUAUUGACAUUGCAAAGGUGGAAGAACAAGCAGUGCUGCUGGAGAAAGACCUGUUUGUGAAAGAAAGGGAAACACUGGAUAUUUUAAAAGAACUAGAAACUACAAAAGGGAUUGUCGAAGAGCUUAAGUUAAAGCUACAGAAACAAGCAGCAGAAGUUAAUGCGACCCUGGAGUCAAGUGCAGAUGCUAGAAAUGAGACUUCUAAUUUUGAUGAAGAAGAGAAGGAUAACCUUGAAAAUCCCAAGGGGGAAGAGCUUCAGUUAAAGCUACAGCAACAAGCAGCUGAAGUUAAGGCGGCCCUGGAGUUAAGUGCAGAUGCUAGAAAUGAGACUUUUAAUUUUAAUGACGAAAAGAAGGAUAACCUUGAGGAUGCCAAUCAUCAGAAUUUGAUGGGAGGUUUGAGCCCAUUGCCCUCUUCAGCCCCUGGCUUAAUUUUAUUGGAACUCAAACAGGCCAAGUUGAACCUUUCUAGGACUACUAAUGAUCUUGCAGACACUCGAACUUCUGUUGAGUUACUUAACAAGAAAUUAGAGAAGGAAAGAAUUUCACUUGAAAAGACUCGUGAGAGGUUGACCACGAAUUCCUCUAAGAUAUCAUCUCUUGAGGAAGAGCUGAACCAGACGAAAGAAAAGCUUCAACGGGCAAAAGAUGCUGACAUGAAUGGUGGUUCUGAUAAUCCUGUGGAUAUUUCAAGGGAGCUCCAGCGACUGAGUUCUGAAGCAGAGCAGUUCAAGAAAAUGGGCGAUGCAGCGAAAUCUGAAGUUUUGAGAACAUUAUCUGAGAUUGAACAAACAAAAGGUAGGAUACAAACAGCAGAGAUCAGGUUGAUUGCUGCAAGAAAAAUGAAGGAAGCAGCUAGAGCAGUGGAAGCUGUUGCUCUUGCAGAGAUCAAGGCUUUGUCAAGCCAUGAGAAUUCAUCUGCGAAGUCCACACAAAAACCUGAAGGAGUAACUCUUACAUUUGAAGAGUACUCGUCGCUAACCUGCAAAGCCAGAGAAGCUGAGGAACUUUCCAAGACUAAGGUAGUAGAUGCCAUGCUUCAAGUUGAUGAAGCAAAUGUUUCAAAGAUGGAAGUCUUGAAGAAAGUGGAGGAAGCUACAGAAGAAAUCAAAACCAGCAAAAAGGCCUUGGAAGAAGCGCUAAACAGAGUUGAAGCUGCAAAUAAGGGAAAGCUGGCGGUUGAAGAGGCUUUGCGCAGGUGGAGAUCUGAGCAUGGGCAGAAAAGGCGUUCCAUACACAACUCUGCUAAGUUUAAAAACCCCCACCCAUCUCACCAUAGGAGGGACUCUCGCUUGCUUGAUGUGAAUGGGCUGAACCUAGUAAGCGAUGGCUCGACACCUGUUUUGAAGCCAACCCUCUCAAUAGGGCAAAUACUUAGCAGGAAACUACUUCUGCCUGAAGAGUUUGAGACAGGGACAAUGGCAGAAAAGGGUACUGUGAAGCGAAAGGUGUCGUUGGGUCAAAUGCUUGGUAAACAAAAUGUUGAUGUACUCCCAAGCUGGAAGGUUGAUAAGGAGAACUGUCAGAAGCAGUUUUCUGGAAAGAGGAAGAAGUUUGGAUUUGCUCGGUUCUCGCUUCUAUUGACAAAGCAGAGUAAGAAAAAGAAGAAGCCAACUCCAAACUUGAGGUGAUCCAGUGGUGAGUUUCUUUGGUUUGCAUCGGCACUAACUUCUAAUUUCUUCGCUCUUAUUGCUUUAACUCCCUCUUCCACUCUCCUGUUUCUUAGUGUUCCUGGUGUUCUCAUGCAGUUGUUUAUUUUAGGUAUUUGUCCUUAAUAUGUUUGCCUGUAAGAUGUUAUGAUAUGCAUCUUUUCUUUAAAGCAGCCAGCCGGUUGCAAUGCUUUAA
Messenger RNA from Populus trichocarpa (black cottonwood), 2199 nucleotides. RefSeq names its product WEB family protein At2g38370. The transcript is spliced from 2 exons. Lineage: Eukaryota; Viridiplantae; Streptophyta; Magnoliopsida; Malpighiales; Salicaceae. Bases 165 to 1985 code for a protein of 606 amino acids. The record is from RefSeq and is a predicted model, not a curated record.